Messenger RNA from Cokeromyces recurvatus, 1431 nucleotides. Its product is annotated as cystathionine-beta Synthase. Bases 42 to 1106 code for a protein of 354 amino acids. The transcript has 3 exons. Gene Ontology annotation, molecular function: cysteine synthase activity; cystathionine beta-synthase activity. Lineage: Eukaryota; Fungi; Mucoromycota; Mucoromycetes; Mucorales; Mucoraceae. Gene Ontology annotation, cellular component: cytoplasm. The record is from RefSeq and is a predicted model, not a curated record.
UUUCUUUUUCUUAUUUAUUUCUUUUUAAAGACUUUGUAAAAAUGACUGCAGAAUUGAAUCAUAUCUUUGAACAAUACAACCACAAAUACAAUUCUUCUCCUGCACCCAAGAUUUCAAACACUAUUUUAGAUAAUAUUGGUCGUACUCCUCUUGUUCGUAUCAAUAAGAUUGCUAAGGAAGAAGGUUUGAAAUGUGAACUUUUGGCUAAAUGUGAAUAUUUUAAUGCUGGUGGUUCAGUAAAGGAUCGUAUUGCUAAUCGUAUGAUCGAAGAAGCUGAAAAGGCUGGUAUUCUUAUCCCUGGAGUCAGUACGAUUAUUGAACCUACCUCUGGUAAUACUGGUAUUGGUUUGGCUCUUGCUGGUGCCGUUAAAGGCUAUCGAGUCAUCAUUACUUUGCCUGAAAAAAUGUCCAAAGAAAAGGUUGAUGUUUUAAAGGGUCUUGGCGCUGAAAUUAUUCGUACUCCUACUGAAGCUGCUUGGGAUGCUCCUGAAUCUCAUAUCGGUGUUGCACGUAAGCUUAGAGAUGAAAUUCCCAACGCUGUUAUCUUGGAUCAAUACUGUAAUCCCUACAACCCUGUUGCUCACUAUGAUACUACAGCUGAAGAAAUUUUAGAACAAUGUGAUGGUAAGAUUGAUAUGCUUGUUGCUGGUGCAGGUACCGGUGGUACUAUUACCGGUAUUGCUCAAAAACUUAAGGAAAAGUGCCCUAAUAUUAAGAUUGUUGGUGUUGAUCCUGUUGGUUCUCUCUUGGCCUUGCCUGAAUCCUUAAACGGUGAAGUGGGUUCAUACCAAGUUGAGGGUAUUGGUUAUGACUUUAUUCCUGAUGUAUUGAAGCGUAAUUUGAUUGAUGUUUGGAUCAAGUCUGAAGAUAAACCUUCCUUCUUGAUGGCACGUCGUUUAAUUCGUGAAGAAGGUCUUCUCUGUGGUGGUUCCUCUGGUACUGCUAUGUAUGCUGCCGUUCAAGCUGCUAAGGAACUUAAAGAAGGUCAACGUUGUGUUGUCAUCUUGCCAGAUUCUAUUCGUAACUAUAUGACCAAGUUUUUGAGUGACGAUUGGAUGAGAGAACGUGGAUUCCUUGAUGAAGAACCUAAGAAGACCACUGCAUAAAAAAAAAAAAGAAUACCUUUUCUUCUAUAUUGUUCGAAAGCUCAUUUUUCUCGUAUCCAAUUCAUAAGCUUAUUUCAUAUAUUAGAAUGAUAUUAUGCAUUUUUUUUCCUAUUAGACAUAAAUGCAUCUAAUUAUAUUCUUAAAUAGAAUAUUUUAUUGUAUUAUUAAAUAAAAGUUAAUAUUAACAUCAUAAAGAUAUUUUUGAAGGCUUUAUUUAAAAAUUUCUAUUACGACUCCAUAUAUAAUAUUUUAUCAAGCGAUUAGAAUCCAAUGUAUACUUUAAAUCUGUUUCGCUCUGUCAGAGCCGUUUUUUUUUUUUCUUUUU